Molecule: messenger RNA, 4938 nt
Organism: Myxocyprinus asiaticus (Chinese sucker)
Lineage: Eukaryota; Metazoa; Chordata; Actinopteri; Cypriniformes; Catostomidae
Product: alpha-2A adrenergic receptor-like
Exons: 3
Coding region: 2409-3596 (395 amino acids)
Biological process (GO): adenylate cyclase-activating adrenergic receptor signaling pathway
Cellular component (GO): membrane
Molecular function (GO): adrenergic receptor activity
Source: RefSeq, a predicted model, not a curated record
GGAUUCAUUACUUCCACACUGAAAUUUCAUAAGACGCAACUGGUAUUGAGUUAAACAUAACACACAAUCUACACAUGUAUUUUCUCAGACACUUAUUGAGUCUAAAUAGUCACACAACUUACAUAAUUUCAGUAGUACACCCAAAUGACAAUAGUCAUAUUAUAUUGUUCAUGUGUUACACUUGCUAUAGUUUACUUCCACGUUACUUUUUCAAACAGCAAUGUCAACUGUAAAUCAAGUCAAUCACUGACACAUCAGUGCCACCUUGAGUCAGAAAUAGCAUGUAUACCGAUGAGCCAAAACAUGACCACCUGCCUAAUAUGCUGUUGUUCCUCCGUGUGCCACCAGAACAGCGCCGAACCGAAGAGGCAUGGACUCUCCAAGACCCCUGAAGGUGUCCUGUGGUAUCUGGCACCAAGACAUUAGCAGCAGAUCCUUCAAGUCCUGUAAGUUGUGAGGUGGAGCCGCUGUGGAUUGGACUUGUUGGUCCAGCACAUCCCACAGAUGCUCAAUCGGAUUGAGAUCUGGGUAAUUUGGAGGCCAGGGCAACACCUUGAACUCUUCAUCAUGUUCCUCAAACCAUUCCCGAACAAUGUGUGCAGUGUGGCAGGGCGCAUUAUCCUGCUGAAAGAGGCCACUGCCAUCAGGGAAUACCAUUGCCAUGAAGGGGUGUACCUGGUCUACAACGAUGUUUAGGUUCACCUCCACCGGCUUGUCGUCUUCCAACAGUGCAACCUGGUGCCAUCACUUUCCCAGUUAAAUGUUGCACAUGUACACGGCCGUCCACGUUAUGUAAAAGAAACUGGGACUCAUCGGUCUAGGCAACCUUCUUCCACUGCUCCAAGUUCCAGUUCCAACGCUUGCAUGCCCAUUUGGCAGUGGACAGGGGUCAUCAUGGGCACUCUGACCGGUCUGCGGCUAUGCAGCCCCAUACACAGCAGGGUGUGAUGCACUGUGUGUUGUGACACAUUCCUCCCGUAACCAUCAUUAACAUUUUCUGUGAUUAGUGCCACAGUAGACCUUAUGUCGGUUCGGACCAGACAGGAUAGCCUUCAUUGCCCUAAUGCAUCGAUGAGCCUUGGGUGCCCAACACCCUGUCGCUGGUUUGUGGUUUGUCCCUCCUCAGACCACUGUCAUUAGGUAAUCACCACUGCUGACCGGGAGUACCCAACAAGCCUUGGCGUUUCAGAGAUGCUCUGACCCAGUCGUCUGGCCAUAAUAAUUUGGCCCUUGUCAAAGUCACUCAGGUCUUUACUCCUGCACUCAACAUGUUGACUACGAGAACUGAUUGUUCACUUACCAUCUAAUCUACUCAGACCUUGACAUGUGACCUUGUUAGGAGAUGAUCAAUGCUUUCACUUCACCUAAGAGAAAAGUUGAGGAAUACUUAAGAGGUACGGGGGUGGAAUGAGGUCCGGUCACUAAAGACCCGAGGUAUGCGUUUAAGGGUUAAUGACCCUAAAAUAGGCUUUAUUUUCUAUUUGCAAAAUAUACAUUUUGGAGUAAAAUAGGACCUUUUUUUUUUUCUUUUUUUUUUUUGACAAUCACCCAUUAAUUAAAAAGAUUAGGUACCUGACACAAAAAUGAAAAUCUGCUCAAUAUAUCUAUCAAAUGAUUUAGAAAGUCCUCAUUAGGAAUGACUGGAAAAGUCAUGGAAAUUCAUUAAAAAAAAUUCAUUCAUUCAUUAAAACUGGUCGGAACCCUUGUAUGUGUUUAGCCAGUUGUUUGUCUGUUUUUUUACCCCUCACAUCAAGUAAACCAUUAUUAACCACUAAGAAACAAACACUUUUUGCGUAUUCUUUCGUAUCCAGAUUUAAACCUGCUGUCACUGAUUAAAAGAGUUUCAAAAGCGCUUUUGGCGUUUCCACUGCGCCUCGCCCGCGGCUGCUAAGCAACGACAACUCGGAGGCUGGUGUUAUGAGAAAGAGGGCGUGUCUCUUAUAUUCAGCUUAAUAAGAUGUCAUUUAGAACGCAAGUGCGCGCACAAUCACGCUCUCUGUCACACACACACAAACAGCGCGCACACGACAUGAUAAUAUGAUUUCACCUCUAUUCUGCGCGCGAGACGGAGUCAUAACCUGCGCGCGCACUGCUGAGUUGAGAGCGGAUGAUGAAGCGCUGUCUUUACACACUCCACCGGGGAGAUGCGAGAAAUUAAUGAUGCAGUUCGUCUCAUAAAGACCGACUUAGAGAAGUAAUGCUUACAAGAUGUUUUGAAUGGCUUAAGUUUGUGCAACGUUUUAGUUUCCCCCCACCCUCCAAACCCCCCAACCAAGAUGUCAAAUGACCAAAAAUGAGCAUCACUUUUGCUCAAUGCAAAGAUGAUCUCAGUAAUAUGGAAAACAUAAACUGUCAUCAACUCAAAACAUAAUUUCUGUUCCACCAAGCCCAUAUGAGAAGAAGAGACAAUGGUGUGUGAAAAUGUGACUAAUGGGACGGAGAAUGGCAGGCCGCCUUACACCCUCUUGUUGGCCCUUCCUCUGAGCGUUCUGGUGGGGCUCCUCAUUCUCAUCAUUGUUUUUGGCAAUGUGCUGGUUAUCAUCGCUGUUUUCACAAGCCGAGCUCUCAGGGCUCCCCAGAACCUGUUUCUGGUCUCGCUGGCAUCAGCCGACAUUUUGGUGGCCACUUUGGUGAUGCCGUUCUCUUUGGCCAAUGAGCUGAUGGGCUAUUGGGCCUUUGGACAGGUGUGGUGCGAAAUAUAUCUUGCCCUGGAUGUUCUCUUUUGCACAGCCUCCAUCACCCACCUGUGCGCCAUCAGUUUGGACAGGUACUGGUCAAUCACACAAGCCAUCGAGUACAACCUUAAGCGCACACCCCUACGGAUCAAGCGCAUCAUUUUUGUGGUUUGGGUCAUUGCUGCCGUAAUCUCCUGCCCGCCACUCAUUACCAUGGAGAAGAACAAAGAGAAGUCCAUCUGCAGUAUUAAUACAGAAAAAUGGUACAUUAUUUCCUCUUCCAUUGGCUCAUUUUUCCUUCCUUGCAUCAUCAUGGUGCUCGUCUACGUUCGAAUCUAUCAGAUCGCCAAAAAGAGGACCAGAGCGCCCCCUGGAGACCAAAGGACAAAGGAAGUACACCUGAAGGAGAAUGAUCAGGGUGAGAAGGGCCCUCAAGAGAGACUCAGUAGGGAUCCCAAUGCUAAGCUGGAUGGCGCCAAUGACAAGGGCGAAAUAAACGGAGUGGACAUGGAGGACUCGUCCUCCUCCGACCAUAAGGUCACCAACCCCUGCUCCCUCAAGAAGAAGAGCUCCAAAGGAAAGACCAGGUUGAGCCAAAUCAAACCAGAUGACAAGCCAGAGGUCUGCCAGACCACCAAGACCAGCAGGUGGAAGGGGCGACAGAAUCGUGAGAAGCGCUUCACCUUUGUCCUAGCAGUAGUUAUUGGCGUAUUUGUCAUCUGUUGGUUCCCCUUUUUCUUCACGUACACACUGACGGCAUUUUGCGACUGCUGUGUGCCUGAGACGCUUUUCAAGUUCUUCUUCUGGUUCGGCUACUGCAACAGCUCCCUUAAUCCCAUCAUAUACACCAUCUUCAAUAAUGACUUCAGAAGGUCCUUUAAAAAGAUCCUCUGCCGGAGAGAUAACAGGCGAGUGGUGUGAAUGGGCUACUGGGCCUUUUCUUUCUGUUUUUUGAUGUCAUAACAGACUGACCAGGACGAUCCUACCUAGAUCAUGUCGCUGUAAUAUAUCACCCGGAGUGUAAGGGAAGUACUUGUGUACAGUAAAUCAACCUGUCAUGUGUAAUUUUACAACAAGAGACUCAUGCUUUGUAUAAAUGUCACAAUGCAACCAUGCACGGUUAUGCAAUUACAGCACAAUAUGUGACGGAUUCGUCCAUUUCAGAAAUGUAUUGUUGUGUUGAAGUUCUUAAUAUGCUGUCUGUGUUAUAUAGUUUUGUAACUGUGGUAUUUUAUGAUCUAAAAAUGUGGAGAGCAUCAGUAAGCACAUAUACAACAACAAUAAUGCCCUUGAUGUUGCUCAAAAUGUGAAAAACAAUUCAAACUGUGCCAAAGGAAUAAGGACUAUUGUGACUUUAUCUGCCUUUUUGUGCUGUGCUGCAGUACUCAUAUACAGAGUGUUAAAAUACUUGCUGCAAUGCCAAUUGUCUUCUCACGGGGGCCUCUUUACUUCCCUGACAUAUUGUGUAAUUCAUUGUGAACGUGUUGCGAUUGUUCGGGGGACAAAUCUUCUUUUAUCCCUGCCAGUAACAGUUCAUUUAAAAUCUUGAAAUGCACCGUUGGGCAAAAAGAUGUUGAGCAGGUCUGACUGGAACCUGAUGUGCGAGUGUCACAACAGAUUUCUUAUGCUUUCAAUGUAAAUUAUAUCUGUCAUUCCAGAUCUAAUGGAAGGGUCUUUGGUCUUAAGGGCCUUUUACAGAGAUUAUUACAGUGAUUGCUGGAACUAAUAAACCAUGUGACAAACAGACCAACAUUUCAGCCCUGAAAGAUAGGUUACUAAAUGAAUUUGCACCUGUUCUUCGAACAUAUGGAGCGUGAUCUUUGGGUCUGAAUGCACAAAAACACAGAGAGGAAUAUUCAGCAAGAUAUCAAAUGACUGACAACAUGACAACAGAGUGUCUCCAGGUCAAGGCGAGGCCAAACCUCUCAUGCGGUUUACAUUCCCAGGGGACAGAAGGAGAGAUCAUCCUAGUGUUGUUAGAUAUCAUGUAGAGUGAGAUGGAGCGAGUGUCCACUCCAUUUCCUGUUUGACCUGGUAACACGGUUAAAACAAAGGUCUCAAAUGACAUAUAUAAACGACCUGUUGCUGUGCAUUUUGUCAUAUCUGAAAAACACAAUUGUGGUGUAUGACUCAGUUUGAUAUUGGCUGUUUGUUGUCCUGGUUGUGCUUUCAAAGUGUUUUGCCAUUGAGAUUUAAAAAACUGUGUUUGCACUCACACUCUGAUAGAGAAAAGCACUCAAAAUAAAUAAAUAAAUAAAUAAAA